GCCGAGGGCGGCCUUCUGGCCGAAGCCGGCGACGCUCUAGGUAGCUGCGGCAGCUCCUCUGUGGCCAGUGGCAGCGGCGCUCUAGCCGGCGGCCGUGAGGGGCGAGCUUUCAGUGGUGCGGCCGGCAGGCAGCGAUGGCGGCCGUACGGGGCCUGCGGGUGUCGGUGAAGGCGGAGGCCCCGGCGGGGUCGGCCCUGGGGCUCCCGUCCCCUGAGGUGGAGUCCGGUGUUGAUCGUGGCGAGCCGGAGCCCAUGGAGGUGGAGGAGGGCGAGCUGGAAAUCGUGCCCGUGCGGCGGUCGCUCAAGGAACUGAUCCCGGACACAAGCAGAAGAUAUGAAAACAAGGCUGGCAGCUUCAUCACUGGAAUUGAUGUCACCUCCAAGGAAGCAAUUGAAAAGAAAGAGCAGCGAGCCAAGCGCUUCCAUUUUCGAUCGGAAGUAAAUCUCGCCCAAAGAAAUGUAGCCUUGGACCGAGACAUGAUGAAGAAAGCAAUCCCCAAGGUGAGACUGGAGACAAUCUAUAUUUGCGGAGUAGAUGAGAUGAGCACCCAAGAUGUCUUUUCCUAUUUUAAAGAAUAUCCUCCAGCUCACAUCGAAUGGUUGGAUGAUACCUCCUGUAAUGUAGUUUGGCUGGAUGAAAUGACAGCCACACGAGCACUUAUCAAUAUGAGCUCUCUGCCUGCACAGGAUAAGAUAAGAAGCAGGGAUGCCAGUGAGGACAAGUCAGCUGAGAAGAGGAAAAAAGACAAGCAGGAAGACAGUUCAGAUGAUGAUGAAGCUGAAGAAGGAGAGGUUGAAGAUGAGAACUCAAGUGAUGUAGAGUUGGACACGUUGUCUCAGGUAGAAGAGGAGUCUUUGUUAAGAAACGAUCUUCGUCCAGCUAACAAACUUGCUAAAGGAAAUAGGUUAUUCAUGAGAUUUGCUACAAAAGAUGACAAAAAGGAACUUGGAGCAGCCAGAAGAAGUCAGUAUUACAUGAAAUAUGGGAAUCCAAAUUACGGAGGCAUGAAAGGAAUUCUUAGCAAUUCAUGGAAGCGAAGAUAUCAUUCCCGUCGUAUUCAGAGGGACGUGAUCAAGAAGAGAGCCCUGAUUGGGGAUGACGUUGGCUUGACGUCGUAUAAACAUCGGCAUUCUGGGCUAGUGAAUGUUCCCGAGGAACCCAUUGAAGAGGAGGAAGAGGAGGAGGAGGAGGAGGAGGAAGAGGAGGAAGAAGACCAGGACAUGGAUGCAGAUGACAGAGUGGUAGUAGAGUACCACGAGGAGCUCCCGGCUCUCAAGCAGCCCCGGGAGCGGAGCACGUCUAGACGAUCCAGUGCCAGCAGCUCAGACUCAGAUGAAAUGGACUAUGAUCUAGAACUGAAAAUGAUUUCCACGCCUUCACCAAAGAAAAGCAUGAAAAUGACUAUGUAUGCUGACGAAGUGGAAUCUCAGUUGAAAAAUAUUAGGAACUCCAUGAGGGCAGAUAGUGUAUCUUCAAGCAAUAUCAAAAACCGAAUUGGUAACAAAUUACCACCUGAGAAAUUUGCAGAUGUCCGACAUCUGUUAGAUGAGAAACGUCAGCACUCCCGUCCACGGCCACCAGUCAGCAGUACUAAAUCAGAUAUACGCCAGCGGUUAGGAAAAAGACCACAUUCUCCAGAAAAGGCUUUUAGUAGUAACCCAGUCGUUCGGAGAGAGCCCUCUUCUGAUGUGCAUAGUAGGUUAGGUGUUCCCAGGCAAGAUAUUAAAGGCCUCUACGCUGAUACUCGGGAGAAGAAAUCAGGUAAUUUAUGGACUCGCCUAGGAUCUGCACCCAAGACCAAAGAAAAGAAUACGAAGAAAGUGGAUCACAGGGCGCCUGGCGCUGAGGAAGACGACUCCGAGCUGCAAAGGGCGUGGGGGGCUCUGAUUAAGGAGAAAGAGCAGUCUCGCCAAAAGAAGAGCCGCUGUUACCAGCACCCUUUUCCCAAGAAAAGUCAAUUCCCAGGUGCUUAUUGGACAUCCUUCGAGGGGGAAGAGGAGGGAAGCGGCCAGCUCACCCUUCCGGGACCCUAGUGUGGGGGCGAAUCUCACGGACCUGACCUCAGAGGUGCACCAGUGCCGCCCAGGUAGAUAAGAGCUGCAGCGUUGACUGUGCUUCCAUUCUUCCCUCGGGGAUUGCUCAUGUCAUGGGCCUCUUGCUGUCAGCUUGAUGUGAAGAUCAAGUUCAGUGCUGUGGGAUUUUUAGGAACAAAAAACUGUGACGUCUGGAUUUGGGGUUGAUUUUUGUGCUAGGGGUGGGAUUAUGGGUUAAUGUUGAAGAAUUUUUAAGUCUGUAUUAUGUUUAAAACAUGAAUGAUUUGAAAGUUUAAAUUUUUAAUUUUUAUAUGUGGAAAUUCUUCCUGUUGGCUAAAGGGGAAGCUCAAGUGGUGUCUUCUUUUGUGCUGUUAAAUAUAUAUUCUAUUCUUUGGAAGAAGGCAGAGAGAGGAGUCUUAUUAUUUUUAAAUGCUCCUAGUUGUAUAGUCUGUCUGUUGUACCUAGAGUUCAGCUUGUUUUUUGGCUCCAGUAGGAAAAAAAUCCAUCCAUCUGAGAUGGGGUCCUGUUGUUUAUUAUCACUCUAGAAGUUAUACAUUGAUAUUUAUUCUUUCUGUCCCCAAGUUGUGGCACCUGAAGACAUCUUCAAAAUUGGCAGUAAAGAUAAUAGUUAUAAAAAGUUUAGUUCAUUUAUUGUUAAACUCCUUUCGAUUAUUUCACCAUUAGGAGGAGGUAGAUGGUUUUGUCUUCCUGUCAGAUUUUUGUUUUGUAGUGUUUAAUUUUUAUUCCUCUGCAGUUUUAAGAAACAGUGUUUUGCUUCGGUUUGCUGGAACAUGGGAGUUAGAGAUGGUAAUAAGCCGUGGUCCUUUUUGCGAUGUCACAUCUCUUCACCUGCCUGGGCUGUUGCGCACACAGUGCAGCCUGGAUUCUGUCGAUCUUUACUUGUGGCUGAGCUAAUGGUCACAUUGAUAGUUGAUUACACUGUGGCACGAAUUAAUGCAGAACACUGUUAUUAAUAAAGGAAGUAAAGGGCUGCAAGAUUUGAGAGCUGCAACAAAAACUGUAUUGUCCCAUAUUUUGUUGAUUAACCUGCUUUUUCUCCCUCCCUUUAGAGAGAUUAGAGGAUAUAACCAUGAUAUAUUUCAGCUUCUUAAUAGGAUUCUAGGAAGGAGAUGAUUCUGGUUUCUCUGCCAGUUGAGACUUAAGGCAUCUGAGAUUUCUCAGCUUUUCUUUCCUUGUGAAGCAUACGGCUGAGAGCCAGGUUCUUAGGAAGGGUCAGGGUUUGGGGAAUUGGUAGAGUGAGAAGUGCGGGGGCCUGAGAAUCAGACAUCUGGAUGCCAACGCCUGGCUCUGCUCCAUGGACCUGGGCCUCAGUUUUCCCGUCUAGCAGUUGAGCAGGCUGCCACCAGAAUUCCUGGCUUUGUUGGUGCGUCUCAGUGGCGGUUGAUUCUUCCCAAACUGUGACGGCAGUGGGCUCGCCAGCAUUAAUUUCUACUGCAGGUGGAGGAAGCGCCAGGGAGACAACUGAGGGCAUGCAUGAGGUGUAGACGGGCUCAUUCCCAUCCCAGCACAGUCUCUGCUUCUACUAAUGGGGCAAAGAUGUCUUGUGGUCAGGGUCCCAGCUGGCAUGGCCUCUGCAGGGUGUAGAAUACGCUCCUUCACAGACUUGCCUUCUGCUUUUCCACCAGCAGCUCAGGUCCAUUUGUUCCAUGGCCCUUCAGCACUCACCAGUCUCCUGCUGGAGAUCAGCAAAGACAUUCUGGAAGGAGGUGGCGUGCAGCCAAAACUGGGUCUUUGAUCUAACCAAGAAAAAUACACACUUGAGUAGCCUUACAGUUUUCACAGACACACAGAGAGAACCCAGAAAGGCAGCUUUAAAGAUUUUUGCUUCUCAGAGUUACUGGCCUUGUUAGCCUCUCUAACCCUCCUGCCCACUCUCAGAGAGUUACUGGCCGUAUUAGCCUCUCUAACCCUCCUGCCCACUCUCAGUCACUCCGAUCUUGCAACAUCUCGAGUGCGUCCUGAAUGGCGAGGCCUUUUCUUUGGAGUUCAAGAGUGAGAAUGGAGAGUCAGGACAGGCCCCUGGCAGGCAGCUGGGCGUGCUUUUACCCUGGACGCUCCCCACACAUGUGGGCACAGGGCUGCACACUGUGUGUGUUCCUCUUAGUCUUAUGUGUAGGAGAUUUUACAUACAUGUUUGCUGCUUGAUGAUAAUUGCAGAUACCUCAUUUGUUUCCCAUUCUCCUCUCUGGAGAGUUACCAGGUACCCAGGAUAAUUUGUGGCGUCCUCAGGAUGUAGUCUCAUCCUCUGGCCCCCUUGUAGUCUGAUCCUGUGAACCCCUCCCCGUUCUUCAGCCACUGCCCUUUCCAGCUGCAUUUGUACAGCAGCCUCUUCGCUGGUCUCUGCCCUGUCUCCAUUUAUCACCCAAAGAAACCCUGAGCCCAUUAGCAACGCUCCCUAUUCCCUCUUCCCUCUUAGCCUCUGGCCACCACUGAUCUUCCUUCUCUCUCUGUGGAUUUUGCCAAUUCUGGACAGUUCAUAUAAAUGGGAUCAUAUACUAUAUGUCUAUUUGUGACUGGCUUCUUAACAUAUUUUUGAGGUUCAUCCAUGUCAUAGCAUAUAUGAGUAUUUCAUUUUUUAAAAUUGCCGAAUAAUAGUCCAUUUUAUGGGUACACCACAUUUUUUUUGGUCCACUCAUUGGUUAACGGGCAUUUGAGUUGUUUCUACUUUAGGGCUAUAUAUAUAUAUUUCUAUUUCUAUUUCUGUAAUUUAUUUUUGAGACAGAGUUUCGCUCUUGUUGCCCAGGCUGGAGUGCAAUGGCACGAUCUUGGCCCACUGCGACCUCCGCCUCCGGGUUCAAGCAAUUCUCCUGCCUCAGCCUCCAGAGUAGCUGGGAUUACAGGCAUGUGCCACCACGCCUGGCUAAUUUUUUGUAUUUUUAGUAGAGAUGGGGUUUCACCAUGUUGGUCAGGCUGGUCUCGAACUCCUGACCUCAGGUGAUCUGCCCACCUCAUCUUCCCAAAGUGCUGAGAUUACAGGUGUGAGCCACCGCACCUGGCCGUACUUUUUGGCUAUUAUGAAUAAUGUUGCUACGAACAUUCCCGAACAAGUUUUUGCAUGGACAAGUGUUUUCAUGACUCUUGGGUGUAUACUUAGGAGUGGAAUUGCUGGGUCAUAAUUAUCUUUAACCUUUUGAGGAACUGCCAGGUGGUUUUUCCAAGGAGCUAUAUCAUUUUCCAUUCCCACCAGCAGUGUGUGAGGGUUCCAGUUUCUCCACAUCUCCACCAACACUCAUUAUUUUCUGGUGUGAAGUGGUAUCUCAUUGUAGUUUUUUAUUUUUAUUUUUUCUUUUUAAAAUACAUUUUGUACAGAUGGGGUCUCGUUAUGUUACCCAGGCUGGUCUAACACUUCUGGCCUCAAGUGAUCUUCCUGCCUCGACCUCCCAAAGUGCUAGGAUUACAGGCAUGAGCCAUCAUGCCUGGCCCUCAUUGUGGUUUUGAUUUGUAUUUCCCUAAUGACUAAUGAUGUCGGGCACCUUUUCACAUGCAUCAGGAUGAACUUUCUUAAAUAUAAAUCUGAUUCUGUUAUUCCUCUGCUUGAAACUUUUCCAAAGCUUCACUAUUACCCUGAGAAUAAAUUCCACACUCCUGAUCGCAUGAGUCCAGGAAUUCAAGACUGCAGUGAGCUGUGAUCAAGCCACUGCACUCCAGCCUGGGCAGCAGAGCAAGACCUGUCUCAAAAAAUACAUACAUACAUAAAUUCCACCCUUUUUGAUAGCAUGUUAUAAGGCUCACCAAGGUCUAUCCUCUGGCAGUAUCCCUGGCCUGUUCUCCCCAUCUCCCCUGCCCUCUGCUCACCAGUUCCCCAAAUGCAUCUUGAUCUCACUAGCCCUACAGACUGUGCACAGAGCUGUUUCUACCUCCAGCGACAUACUUCCCCCCAGGCUUCUCCCCCUCCUGCCUCAAUUUUCCCCUCACCAACUUAAGGUCUUAGGGGCCCUUCUAGGAGGCAGUCCCCAACUUCCAGAGCCGGGGUAUAGGCUACUUCUAUGUGUCCCAUGGUACUGCCACAGAAGAGUCAGCUGUCUCCAGGAUUCAGUUCUAAGGUCAGUGCCUCAGAUAAAAAUGGAGUGUAAUUAAAGUUCCUCUUAGAAAUCUAAGGAAGGUGCCCUAUUGAAGACCAACAUCUUGAGGUCCCGUGUAGUCAUUUCUUGCCCAUGUGGGAACAGAUUAUUGUUUGGCUGAGUACCAGGUGAAGUGACUGGCCUGCAGUUAGGGCUGCGUUGUGCAAAAAUCACUUGUUUUUGGGUAUUAGAACCAUAUUUAGGCGAGAAGAUCACUUUUGGGGAGCUUGGGAACUGAGGCAGGCCACAGGUGCAGCAGACUCAUGAGCUUGCCCCGGCCCGCCCUCCUGUCUAUGCUCAUGGAGUGAAGGAGGGGCCAGCGGAAUGGCCCAAACAACUGAUUUGUUUUUCUUUUUUUAAAUCUUUUUCAGACAAAUACCGUUGUGUUUAAGUGAAAUGUGUGUAUAAUGCCAAAUCACUGUACCCCACAACCCUGCACACCUCUACACUGGACUGUAAUUUCUUGUUCCUAGUUUGUCUUGCUAGACUGUAAGCUCCGUGAGAGCAGGGACCGUGUCUGCUUGUUCAGUGGGCUUUUCCCGGUGCCUACCAGCAUGCCUGGCAUCUAGCAGGUCUUCUGUAAAGAUGGGAUGAAUUUGUAAACCCUCCAGCCUCAGGAAUGGCUCCAUCCUCUGAGGCUCUGGGGCCCUCUGACAGGCUAGUCAUUUUUCUGCCAUGUACGUACAAUGCUUUAUUUUCAUGUUGUAUUUUCCUUUCUAGCCAUAAGCAAGCUCCUAAUGAGCAAGUUUCUUUGUGGUGUUAUCUCUGUAUCCUUUCGUCAGGCCAGCCCAGAGUAAGUAGUGCUUCGAAAGUGGUCGGUAAAUGAAUGAAUUAUGGUAACCCAGCCCAGCUCUGGCAUCGUGGUCUGCAGGUUAGUCUAAUUCUAGAUGAAAGCCCCAGAUUCAAAAAAGGGAAGAUUAUUCAGAAGUGCAUAUGGUUGUAUAAGGAAAAAAAAAAAAUCUCAUUAAAUAGACCUGAGUAAACUUCAAAUUUUGAUGAUUUGGCCAUGUCGGAGCUGAAGCUUACCCAGCUCUUUAAAGCAUUUGCUAGGGAAUCAUGCAGAUGGUCCAAAAUAUUUUUUUUUUUUUUUUUUGAGACGGAGUCUCGCUGUGUUGCCCAGGCUGGAGUGCAGUGGCGCAAUCUCGGCUCACUGCAAGCUCCGCCUCCCGGGUUCACGCCAUUCUCCUGCCUCAGCCUCUCCGAGUAGCUGGGACUGCAGGCGCCCGCCACCACACCCGGCUAAUUUUUUUGUAUUUUUAGUAGAGACGGGGUUUCACCGUGGUCUCCAUCUCCUGACUUCGUGAUCCGCCCGCCUCGGCCUCCCAAAGUGCUGGGAUUACAAGCGUGAGCCACCGCGCCCGGCCGGUCCAAAAUAUUUUUUAGAAAAGCAUUCAUCUGUCCCAGGAUAGAAGUAGAGGAAGCUGGUAGGCAGGCGCUAGGCACUAGGCCCUAAAGAAGUACUGCUGAGCCAGUUCUUAAGCCUGUGGUCCUAUUGGUGAGGAAAGUGACAGCAGUCCAGAGCACGUGAAAAGAGCGGAGCUCAUUCCUGCGGUGGCUCUUUUGCCUAAAGCAGCAUUCCUCAAACUUCUCACUCGAAGCAUUAAGUUACAGUGAGAUGCUAACACGCACUUUAGACUUAAGUCAAAAUUUACUGUGAAGCCACAGCAAACCGUGGCUUCACAGAUGAACUAGUUGCUACACAAAUGAGUUUGGUACGUAAGUACAGUAAUUACUUUUAAACCUUAUAAUAACAAGAAGUAAAUUAGAAGUUAAACCAUGUUUUUCUUUUACAAACUGAAAGAAGAGAAUGCUUUUGAUACUGAGAAUCGCACACUGUGUCAAGGCAGAUUGUUCUUGCAUAACCAGACCCACAAUAAAUAUCUAGAACUUUUCUUACAUGUUUAUAAAAUAAAUCUUAGAAGAAAAAAUAUUGUAGCUUUUUUUUUUUUUUUCAAUGAAACUCUAUGAACAUUUCACAGAACUUUGUUCCUGGGAGUAGUUAGGGAAAUGCUGCUUCAAAAAGCCGAUUUUAAGUAGUUGUGAGGCAUCAGAGUGGAAUUUGGCUGCACUAUCCAUAAAACUUGAGAGUAUAGGUGGUACUUCACCUACUAAGGUCAGUACCCUGCCUCAGGAUUCUUACCUGUUCAUUUGAGCAAUUCCAGGGGCCCUCUCUGGAUGACCAGAUUCUUAAAUAGUUGAGACUUUGUGUUAUCUCAAAUUGUCACCAACACCUCUGGGCCAGUGUGGGUUAGUGAGGUCGAGAGGCCCACACCAUUGGCAGAAAAGAAUUCUUGGGCCGGGCGCGGUGGCUCAUGCCUGUAAUGCCAGCACUUUGGGAGGCCGAGGUGGGUGGAUCACCUGAGGUCGGGAGUUCAAGACCAGCCUGGCCAACAUGUUGAAACCCCAUCUCUACUAGAAAUACAAAAAUUAGCUGGGCAUGGUGGUGGGCACCUCUAGUCCCAGCUACUUGGGAGGCUGAGACAGGAGAAUUACUUGAACCCGGGAGGCAGAGAUCGCGCCACUGCACUCCAGCCUAGGCGCCAGAGUGAGACUCCGUCUCAAAAAAAAAAAAAAAAAAAUUCUCACCUUCUUGUCCCUUCCUAGGAUUUUCGUGGUAGUGUUCAAUCCUAUGAUGUGGCCAUCUUCUCCUCCAGGCCUGUGAGAGGCAGGAAGCAUCUUUAGCUCGGGUAGAAUGCCUGUUGGGGAAAGUCAAAUAGGAUGGCGGCUGGGGCCAGGGCCCUGGGGACUCCUUCUGCCCCACAUACUCAAUUGGAAAGACUGAGCAAGUCCCGUCACCUCCCUGGGCCACAGCUUCCCUGUCUGUCAAAUGGAGGGCUCAACUGGGAUGAGCUCCAGUUUCCUUCUAGUGCUAAUGUGUGUUCGAGGACCCUUGCUCUCCUUUCCAGGGAGCAUCAGGGGUGUGGGCUAGACAGCAGGAAAGAAGUAGGGGUUUGUAAACAAGAGAUCCAAGCCCCUGGACCCUUGGUCCCAGCACCCCGUGCAGCCCUCCCCCUCCCAGCCCCUUCCUUAGAAAGGACAAGAGAAUCCACUCCUUGUUCUCUCCCUGUCCCAUUACCCCCUCAGUCCCCCACAGAUCUGAGGCCAGAGGACGCCAACAUGGUGAGCACCCUCUUGCUGUCUUAUUCACGUAGGCUUUUCUUGGUGCCUGCACAGGGCCCUUGUAAGGCUGCCAAUCUUACUGGAUUAUGACCUCAUUUAACCUUAAUUACUUCCUAAAAGCCAUAUCUCCAAGAAGAGCCACACUGGGGGGUUAGGGCUUCAACAUAUGAAUUUGGAGGACAGUUACAGUUCAGUCCACAGCACCUGGUCAUGUGGAGAUCCCAGUCUGCAUUUGUGGGAUGAAAUCUCUGCUUUUUUAAAGUUUACACACCACCUAGCUGGGCACAUGGCUCAUGCCUGUAAUCUCAGCACUUUGGGGGGCCAAGGUGGGGGAUCACCUGAUGUCAGGAGUUUGAGACCAGCCUGGCUAACAUGGUGAAACCCCGUCUCUACUAAAAAUACAAAAAUUAGCCGGGUGUGGUGGCAGGCGCCUGUAGUCCCAGCUACUCGGGAGGCUGAGGCAGGAGAAUCGCUUGAACCCAGGAGGCAGAGGUUGCAGUGAGCCGAGAUUGUGCCACUGCACUCCAGCCUGGAUGAAAGAGCAAGACUCCAUCUCAAAAACAAAAAUAAAAAAAGUUUACACACCAAAAGAGCUGAAGGCAGGAGAGUUUGUGGUGGUUCAGAGUCCUGAUUCUGGGGGAAACAGACCGUUUGGAGUCCCAGCUCUGCUCCUCACUAGCUGUGUGGCCUCUUGGAGCAGUCAUCCUCAUCUGAGAAAUCGGGUUGACCUUGUAGGUGACUGAGAGGCUCAGACGAGUGCUCGCCUAUGAGGCCUUGGCACUGAGCAGGCACUCCUACUGAGCGUUCAAAGGUCGUGAGUGCCACUGCUCUGCAGCCUUAGGCUCUGGUCUCAGCAGUGUCAUCGCUGUUUCUGGCUUCCUAAGACUCAGAAGGCAAGUGGGGGAAUAGAACCAUUUCCUGCCUCUGAAGGCUGUGCCUUAGUGCUUUUGACUCACUCUGAAGACGGCAGGCAGCCCUUUCUGUUUCUUUUGAGAUGAAGUCUUACUCUGUCACCCAGGCUGGAGUGCAGUGGCGCAAUCUCGGCUGGCUGCAACCUCUGCCUCCCAGGUUCAAGCAGUUCUCCUGCCACAGCCUCCCGAAGCUGGGACUACAGGCACACGCUGCCAUGCCUGGCUACUUUUUGUAUUUUUAGUAGAGACAGGGUUUCACCGUGUUGCCCAGGCUGGUCUCAAACUCCUGAGCUCAGAUGAUCUGCCCACCUCGGCCUCCCAAAGUGCUGGCAUUACAGGUGGGAGCUACCACGCCCAACCCACAGGCAGCCCUUUCACCUCACGCCGAGCACUUAUCCUCCAUCCAUGAACAUUUUGCAACUUUUUUUAAAGAGACAGGUUCACACUAUGUUGUCUAGAUUGGACUCAAACUCCUGGGCUCAAGCUUUCCCAAGUAGCUUGAGCCUCUCAAGUAACAGGGACUGCAAGUGCACCUGGCCUUUUUUUUUUUUUUGAGACGGAGUCUCGCUCUGUCGCCCAAGUGGAAUGCAGUGGUGCGAUCUCGGCUCACCGCAAGCUCCGCCUCCUGGGUUCACGCCAUUCUCCUGCCUCAGCCUCCCGAGUAGCUGGGACUAUAGGCGCCCGCCAACACACCCGGCUAAUUUUUUUUUGUAUUUUUAGUAGAGACUGGGUUUUGCCGUGUUAGCCAGGAUGGUCUCGAUCUCCUGACCUCGUGAUCCGCCCGCCUCGGCCUCCCAAAGUGCUGGGAUUACAGGCGUGAGCCACCACGCCCGGCCCACCUGCCCAUUUUUUAAAAACUUUAUUCUUCCUGGUAUCAAGGGGAGAAAGAAAAAAGAUUUUAAAAAAUGUCUAAAACUUUAUUUUGAAAUAAUUUCAAAAUCACAGCAGUUUCAAGGGUACAACAAAGAACACUUUGCCACAUUUUCUCCUUUAUUCAUUCCCUCCUCUUCUCCCUCACCCCUUUUUCUUCCCAUCCUCUGAACCAUGAACCAUUUGAGGGUUAUUUGUAUACAUCAUGCUCGUUUAUCCAUAAGACGUUUUAGUGAACAUUUCCCAAGAACAGGGACCGCCUCUCACAUGCCCGUGGUACAGUUCUCAAAUUCAGGAAAUGUGUAAUAUUCUCUGAUCAGCCCAAGAGUCGCUAGUUUGUAGUUCCUGUUUCAGAUUUGCCAGCUGUCCCAGUCAUGAUUUUGAAAGCCGUUGUUUUUCUGGUCCAGGAUCCGGUCCAGGAUCAGGCGAUGCCUUUCGUUAUCCUCUCUGCAGCCUCCUUUCCUUUGGAGUAGGCCCUGAGCCUUUCUUUGUCUUUCGUGGCAUUGAUGCAUGUGAAGAGUGCAUUGCAGUUUCUGUUGUAGAAUGUCCCUGAAGUUGGUCCUGGAAUAUUUGUUUAAAGUGAGUUGGGAAACCACAUUCACGUGUCUUUUGGUUAUGUGUAUAUUCGCCAAACACCCAGCCUUGCACUGGGUGCUGUGAUGGGGAGCAUUACGCAACAGAGCCUGGCCCUGACCCCGGGGAUAUAGUUUGGGUUUGUGGGGAAAGCAGCUACCGCCAGGUGGGCUUUACGGACCCCUAUGUGUCUCAUGACUAGAGGCACUGACGCUUGGAUAAAUACGUAUUGGAUGGAUGCAGGAUGAGUCAGCAUUCUAGAAGUCUGCAAAGGUACAGAAAUGGCCCUGCUCCCUGUCCAGCAUCCAGUCAUCAGCUUUCCCUGGCUUCCCGAGGCACCCUGACGUUCACACUCCAAACACAAAGUCUUCUCUCAGGAAUCUCGAGUGAGCUGCAGUCUGGGUUCCAGCCCUGCCCUACCAGGGAUCUGCUCAGUGACGGGGCUGCCCGCUUCCCGCUUUAGGCCAGUGCUGGGGAGAGGAGACGCCUCUGACUCUCCCCAGUGCCCUUGGAGCGCAGAAUGAAGUGAGGGGAGGAGGAGGGUCACGAGCCCUGGAGUGCUGGGAAGACAGGCUGUGGGCCCCAGGCCCCGAUGCCGCCUGGGACCAGGUUCAACAGAAGUAGGAUGGUUUCAUCAUGACCUGGCAGGAAAACCACCAGACCUGGAAUUUUGCUUUUACAACUGUUUAACUUCUCUGCUGUUUAACUUCUGUUUCAUACAGGAUGAAAACCGGUGAAUUGUAAUCUCACAUAACCGAGCAAGAUCUAGUAGUCAUAAGCAUUUUGUCAGAGCAAAGCAGACAAGGCAGAGUGUUGGAAAUGUCAUCGGAUCUUCACAGAACCUUAGCCAAGCAACCUUUCAGUGCGAGAAACAAAAUCACAUGGAUUUUUAUCUAGUAAUCAAGUCAACACCAUUGUCCACUCUGUGUUAACACAUUCACAUUUCAGAGUGAAUGGGGCUGCAGACACUCAUGUGAGAGAGACUUGGAAUGUCCUGCCUUUUUACCUUUAAUUAAAAUUAAAUAAAAUAUAUAAAAUUCAGUUCA
Messenger RNA from Symphalangus syndactylus (siamang), 12635 nucleotides. It is a transcript of the gene NCBP3, whose product is annotated as nuclear cap binding subunit 3. The record is from RefSeq and is a predicted model, not a curated record. Gene Ontology annotation, molecular function: RNA 7-methylguanosine cap binding; mRNA binding. Gene Ontology annotation, cellular component: nucleus. NCBI's taxonomy places the organism in Eukaryota, Metazoa, Chordata, Mammalia, Primates, Hylobatidae.